Mucor mucedo is the source of this 483-nucleotide messenger RNA. RefSeq lists its product as uncharacterized. Lineage: Eukaryota; Fungi; Mucoromycota; Mucoromycetes; Mucorales; Mucoraceae. The transcript is spliced from 2 exons. The coding region runs from base 1 to 483 and encodes 160 amino acids. The record is from RefSeq and is a predicted model, not a curated record.
AUGAGUCUCAAACAAGAGUAUUCACAAUACUUGAUAGCUUUGGAAAGUUGCAGAGUGGGUGUCCCCUUCCUCCACCUUAUUGAACAAAAAGUGGCUGAUUUAAAACAAGCCAAAGAUUAUGUAUCGAACGAUACAAAAUAUGUUGAACUGUCUAAAUCUACCGUCUGUAUGAUAAGUAAAGACUGGAUUCAAUUUCCACAACUCAGAUAUGCAAUUCCACAACUUUUUUCUGGAGCGGUGAUUAUAUAUGAAUAUGCAGCACUAUUGGUAAAUGGCUUGGAGCCCUAUGGUAGGCUUCGAAUUGUUGAUGCUCAUUUCGAAAGAAGAACCAAGUCAACCUUAAGCCAGUCAUCCUUCCCUAAAAAAGAAACGAAGUACGGAUGGAUUACAACCGCUGCUGUUGAAGAAGACAAUAUAACCAAACUAAAAAUUGGCCUUUUGACAUUUAACUUGGUUAAUUACUUCCAGUUUAAGAAUCGAUAA